ACUGCGCACGUGCAAACCCAAAACGGAAGUCGUCAUGUGCAGCAGCCGGAAGCUGUAACGUCCUUUUUGCUCCCCGACUGCCAUCAUGGUGUUCAACCGCUUUGUUGAGAUCGGCCGUGUUGCCUACAUCUCCUUUGGACCCAAUGCUGGCAAGCUGGUGGCCAUAGUAGACGUCAUUGACCAGAACAGGGCACUUGUUGAUGGUCCCUGCACUGGAGUAAAGAGGCAAGCCAUGCCAUUCAAGUGCAUGCAGCUUACUGACUACGUCAUCAAAGUACCUCACAGUGCUCGUCAGAAGUUUGUGAAGCGAGCCUGGGAGAAGGCCCAGGUCAACGAGAAGUGGUCAGAGAGCAGCUGGGCCAAGAAGAUCGAGGCUAGGCAGAAGAGGGCUAAGAUGUCUGACUUUGACCGCUACAAGGUGAUGAAGGCCAAGAGGAUGAGGAACAAGAUCAUCAAGCACGAGGUGAAGAAGCUCCAGAAGGAAGCUGCAAAGAAGUGAAAAGUUUUCACAAAAUAAAUGUCCUGUUGAAUUGUU
Messenger RNA from Nothobranchius furzeri (turquoise killifish), 535 nucleotides. RefSeq names its product ribosomal protein L14 (gene rpl14). NCBI's taxonomy places the organism in Eukaryota, Metazoa, Chordata, Actinopteri, Cyprinodontiformes, Nothobranchiidae. Gene Ontology annotation, biological process: translation; ribosomal large subunit biogenesis. Gene Ontology annotation, cellular component: cytosolic large ribosomal subunit; ribosome. The record is from RefSeq and is a predicted model, not a curated record. Gene Ontology annotation, molecular function: RNA binding; structural constituent of ribosome.